AUGACCGCGCGCGGGCGCUCGCGAGGACGACGCGCGGCGUCGGGGACGACGGUGACGACGGGCGACCGCGAUGGACGCGCGCGAUCGAGGCGUCGGACGCGAACGGGACCGGGGAAGAAUUCGUCGAGACGGGAUGGGACGACGUCGACGGAGCGCGGAUGGACGUCGGGAUCGGAAGACGAGGGACGGGGACGGCCGGGUGGGACGUCGUCGCGAUAUGAGAGCCCGUUGGGGGGGGUGGGGGCGAGGUUGGGGGCGUACGUGGCGCACGCGUGGGACGCGCGCGUCGUCGAGCUGAGCGCGGAGAACGCGGCGCGAUGGCCGAUGUGUUUGGCGAUUGCGAUCGAUAAGACGUCGAGCGCGCGAGCGUGCGCGAUGAUCGCGAGUGCGUUCGCGCUGGUGUGGGUUUUGUCGUCGCUCAACGCGAGCGGAGAGGAUUCGGUCUUAGCGAGCGCGGCUUCGCGAGCGCUCAACCCGCUCAGCGUGUUCGUCUUGUGCGAGUUCAACGUCCUCGUCACCGCGUUCGUGGUGUUGUAUCCGGUGACGUACGCACAGGCAGUGAUCGACGAGCGCGAGGGGGUGGAGGAGAGCGACACUUUGAGAUCGUUGAAGCUUCCGGCCAUCUUCGCCGAAUUCGCAGUCGGGAGCAAGGUGGCGAUGUCGCGGUUGGGACGGAGCGUCGUGAGAGAUUUCGCGCUCUUCAUCGUCGUCUACCUCUCAGUCGCCGGACAUUGGUUGUCCCUGGACGACGACGGACCGAUCGGGGCGUCGAGCGUGCACGAGAUGGAGGGUGGCAUCUCCGUGCACUCUCUCUUGCAGUGA
Molecule: messenger RNA, 822 nt
Organism: Ostreococcus tauri
Lineage: Eukaryota; Viridiplantae; Chlorophyta; Mamiellophyceae; Mamiellales; Bathycoccaceae
Product: unnamed product
Exons: 1
Coding region: 1-822 (273 amino acids)
Source: RefSeq, a predicted model, not a curated record